Messenger RNA from Haliotis rubra (blacklip abalone), 517 nucleotides. RefSeq names its product RING finger protein 39-like. The record is from RefSeq and is a predicted model, not a curated record. Gene Ontology annotation, biological process: positive regulation of DNA-templated transcription. Gene Ontology annotation, cellular component: chromatin; nucleoplasm. Bases 239 to 517 code for a protein of 92 amino acids. The transcript is spliced from 2 exons. Gene Ontology annotation, molecular function: ubiquitin-protein transferase activity. NCBI's taxonomy places the organism in Eukaryota, Metazoa, Mollusca, Gastropoda, Lepetellida, Haliotidae.
CAUAUUUCAAAGCAUCAGGGAGACAGAAGAUGGUCUCAUCGUGUGAAUAAUUCGUAUACAUUCAGAUCACCGAUAGCAUCUAUUCAGAUUUAAGGCAUAUUGUUUAAAAUACUGAGUUAGUUUUGUCUACACUCAAAAUUUGAAAGGAAGAGAAAGCGAAAGUAGGAAUUGUUGGACGCGAGGUUUUAAAACUAAAAUAUAGUGAUGCCAUUUUCUGUUAUUGUCCUGUUUUUUACCAAUGUCUGGCAUGCAGAUGUCGAUGUCCCGUGAGGAGAAAGUGGUGGAAUUCCUGACCUGUGUGAUCUGCCAGGAGCAGUACACAGACCCGUGUACACUGAGGUGUGAUCACACAUUCUGCAGGAAAUGUGUCACCUUAUACGUCCAGACCAGACCAGAUGCUAUACAGGCCAAGACCAUCCCCUGUCCCUGCUGUCGACAAGAUACCAAGGUCCCCCACCCCAGGAGGCCGGUGGAGGAGUGGGGCAGAUCAAAGCCAGCAUCAUUAUACAGGGGCUGA